Caenorhabditis briggsae is the source of this 2991-nucleotide messenger RNA. NCBI's taxonomy places the organism in Eukaryota, Metazoa, Nematoda, Chromadorea, Rhabditida, Rhabditidae. The transcript has 5 exons. Gene Ontology annotation, molecular function: metal ion binding. The coding region runs from base 1 to 2991 and encodes 996 amino acids. The record is from RefSeq and is a predicted model, not a curated record.
AUGUCGGCUUCGAAACUGUGGUCUUGCACCGAAACGGUGCUAAAUGGAGGUAUCAAACUGUUCCUGUACUCUUCGAAGAAUACAAAACUGCGUGUUGCCAUCGGAGAAGUUCCCGGACCAAUGGUCCAUGGAGCGGUGUCAUUUGUCACUGAAGCGGAUUCAGAUGACGGUCUUCCACAUACACUCGAGCAUCUUGUGUUCAUGGGAAGCAAGAAGUAUCCAUUCAAAGGAGUUCUUGAUGUGAUUGCUAACCGUUGUUUGGCAGAUGGAACCAAUGCGUGGACUGAUACAGACCAUACCGCCUAUACGUUGAGUACAGUAGGAUCUGAUGGUUUUUUGAAAGUUCUUCCAGUCUAUAUAAAUCACUUGUUGACCCCAAUGCUGACAGCUUCUCAAUUCGCCACUGAAGUCCAUCAUAUCACAGGAGAGGGAAACGACGCAGGAGUCGUCUAUUCUGAAAUGCAAGAUCACGAAUCUGAAAUGGAGUCAAUCAUGGAUCGGAAGACGAAAGAAGUCAUCUAUCCACAACACAACCCAUACGCCGUUGAUACUGGAGGCCGCCUGAAGAAUCUUCGCGAAUCGUGUAGUCUUCAAAAGGUUCAGGACUACCAUAAGAAGUUCUAUCAUCUUUCAAACAUGGUGGUUACUGUAUGUGGAAUUGUGAAUCAUGAGCAAUUGCUGGAUAUCAUGAAUGAGGUGGAGAAUGAGCAUAUUGUCACUAAUCCAGAUCAUUUCCCUAAACCAUUCAAUUUCACUUUACCCGAAAUCAAGGAAUCUACAGUUCAUAAAGUCGAAUGUCCAACUGAUGAUGCCUCGAGAGGAGCUGUAGAAGUCGCGUGGUUUGCUCAUCAUCCAUCGGAUCUGGACACCCAUUCUUCUCUUCAUGUUCUUUUCGAUUAUAUGUCCAACACUUCUGUAUCACCACUACAAAAAGACUUCAUCCUUUUGGAAGACCCCCUUGCCAGCUCAGUUUCCUUCCAUAUCGCCGAAGGAGUCAAAUGUGACAUGCGACUCAAUUUCACUGGAGUUCCUGUGGAAAAACUAGAGCAAGUGGUUCCAAAAUUCUUCGAUAAAACCAUCUGUGAACAUUUGGAAGAGGCCAAUUGGGAUAUGGAGAGAAUGGGAUACUUGAUUGAUCAGAGCAUUCUCAAUGAACUUGUAAAAUUGGAAACCAACGCUCCAAAGGAUAUCAUCUCUCAUAUGAUUGGACAUCAGCUGUUUGAUAAUGAAGACGUGGAGCUUCUGAAAAAGAGAACCAAUGAGGUUGACUUUUUGAAGAAGUUGAAGUCUGAGCCAGCUUCUUAUUGGGUGCAAUUGAUCAAGAAAUAUUUUACAACGCCUAGUGCAACGGUUAUUGGAGUGCCAGAUGAGGAGCUUGUUGAUAAGAUUGCCAAAGAAGAGGAGGAAAGAAUUGAAGCUCAAUGCAAGAAACUUGGUGAGAAGGGACUUGAGGAGCAUGGCAAACUUCUGGAACAAGCCAUCAAGGAGAACACGGCCAACCAUCCAAGUGCUGAACUUCUCGACCAGUUGAUUGUGAAGGAAUUGGAAGCAUUCGAUCGGUUCCCAGUGCAAUCAUUGACUUCUGAAUCACCAUCUCUCACUGCUCAACAAACCAACUUCCUCUCCCAAUUCCCAUUCCAUAUCAAUCUUCACAACUGUCCAACUAAGUUCGUGGAGAUCUUCUUCCUCAUGGACGCUUCUAAUCUUUCUGUUGAAGAUCGUACUCUUCUAUAUCUCUACACUGAUCUUCUAUUCGAGUCUCCGGCUAUGAUUGAUGGAAUCCUUACAUCCGCUGAUGACGUCGCCAAGCUCUUCACCAAGGAUCUAAUCGACCAUUCGAUUCAAGUUGGAGUCUCCGGACUUUACGAUCGUUUUGUUAAUCUUCGAAUCAAAGUUGGAGCUGACAAGUAUCCAUUGCUCGCGAAAUGGGCUCAAAUUUUCACCCAAGGAAUCGUUUUCGAUGCGUCAAGGAUUCAAAUGUGUGCACAGAAAUUGGCUGGAGAGGCUAGAGAUCGCAAGAGGGAUGGGUGUACUGUUGCUUCAACGGCAGUGGCUUCAUUGGUUUAUGAGAAAAACACCAACUGCCUUCUUUUCGACGAACUUGUUCUUGAGAAACUCCACGAGAAGAUUUCAAAAGAAGCUGUCAAGAAUCCAGAUGCGGUUAUUGAGAAACUCGAGCGAGUCCGUAGUGCGAUCUUCUCGAACGGAGUCAACGCUCACGUCAUUGCCGAUGUUGAUGGAAUCGAUCCUAAGCUUAUGAGUCAAGAUCAAUGGACUUGGGUUCAAUCGGAUCCUCGAUUCGGACCAGGAACCCGUUUCACAGCAGAAGCAGGAGAAAACGUUUCCCUUCAACUCGGAAAAGAGCUUCUUGUUGGCGUUGGUGGUUCUGAAUCAUCAUUCAUUUAUCAAACCACCUUCAUUGAUGCCAAUUGGAAUUCUGAUGUUCUGAUUCCAACAAUGAUAUUUGGUCAAUACUUGUCUCAAUGCGAGGGUCCGUUAUGGCGUGCAAUCCGUGGAGAUGGUCUUGCCUAUGGAGCUAAUGUGUUUGUGAAGCCAGAUCGCAAACAAAUCACUCUCAGUCUCUACAGAUGUGCUCAACCAGCAGUAGCUUACGAGAGAACCAGAGAUAUUAUUCGCAAAAUCGUCGAAAGCGGUGAAAUCUCCGAGGCUGAAUUCGAAGGAGCCAAGAGAUCCACAGUUUUCGAGAUGAUGAAGAGAGAGGGAACUGUUAGUAGUGCUGCGAAAAUCAGUAUUCUAACAACUUCCGUCAGACUCCUCAUCCAUAUAAUAUGUCAUGAGCUCUGCCGCCGCAUCUGGAAUUUGACAUCCGAUGAAAUGGUCAAAAUCGGAGGACCCCCAAUGGCUCGUCUCUUCGAUGACAACUGCUUCGUUCGUUCCAUCGCCGUUCAUCCUUCGAAAAUCAACGAGAUGAAGAAGGCGUUCCCGAAGUGCACCAAGAUUAAGGUAUCGGAUUUACAGUUCUCUUGCUAG